This is a messenger RNA of Solanum lycopersicum (tomato), 1028 nucleotides long. NCBI's taxonomy places the organism in Eukaryota, Viridiplantae, Streptophyta, Magnoliopsida, Solanales, Solanaceae. The record is from RefSeq and is a predicted model, not a curated record.
AUAUCGACCUCAGCACUCUGUUUCUGUAAGCUUCUUCUCUGUUUCUUUUUUCUUCAUUUUUUCUGCAUAAAAAGAUCGAAAUCAGCUACUAUUUGAGAGAGAGAUGUCGUAUUUGUUACCACAUCUUCACUCUGGAUGGGCUGUGGAUCAAGCUAUCCUUGCGGAAGAAGAACGCCUUGUACUUAUUCGAUUUGGCCAUGAUUGGGAUGAUACUUGUAUGCAGGUAUUGGAUUAUGGAACGACAUAGUCGAGGAUAGUAAAAGUGUUAGAAGCUGCUAUUGAGGUUGAAGAUCAUGGACUAGGAUGAUCCAAAUCUUGUUAUUUUCUCAGAAUAACAACAAUGACAACAGGACUAGAAUUAAGAAAAGAAGUGAUGGUGAAAACAAUUGAGAAAAGAACAAGCAGAGACAACAAAAAUGUGGAAUCAAACAUAACGAGGCUGUGUAUGAUCUCAUACAGGACUACAAUUAGUAACAUAAGAUCUCACUCGUCCACCUAUAAAUGAUGGAUGAGGUGUUGUCUUCAGUUGCGGAGACGAUCAAGAACUUUGCUGUGAUUUACCUGGUUGACAUCACCGAGGUUCCUGAUUUUAACACGAUGUACGAGCUGUAUGAUCCAUCCACCAUCAUGUUCUUCUUCAGGAACAAGCACAUUAUGAUUGAUCUUGGCACCGGGAACAAUAACAAGAUCAACUGGGCGCUUAAGGAUAAACAGGAGUUCAUCGACAUUGUUGAGACUGUGUAUCGCGGUGCCAGAAAAGGCCGGGGUCUAGUCAUAGCACCAAAAGAUUACUCUACCAAGUACAGAUACUAAGUUACUUGGUUGCUGGAACAUGUUGUACUUUAUGAUGAAGCUGGAAGAAGUUAUAGAACAAUUUAUAAAUUGAAAUGUAAAAGUUUGGUCAAGUAUAAUUAUGAUGAGCUUCUUGGAUAAAUCUUGAUUGAGAAAAAAUAAAAAUGUAAAGCUGAUUCUUAAUGUUCUUAGAUUAAAAUCAUGAUUUGAAGUUAAAAUUUUAUUUAGACAUAUAA